CUUCCUGCCCACGCAAAUUGCACUUCUCAAAUCGUCCGCUGUUCUGGUUUAGAAGGCCAAAUAGCGACAGGUCGACAUGUCUGCGGCGUUGCGUGUACUAUAUUCUGUGUCCCGGCCAGGUGCCUUUGCAGCUGGACACAAUCUGGUGCGUCCAAUCAGUCUGUCAGCCCAGAGAGAGGGUUUCAAGUAUGUGAAUGCUCAGGAUCUGCCCACAGACAUGAAGUCCAUAACAGACCGAGCCGCUCAGACUCUGCUGUGGACGGAGCUCUUCAGAGGAUUGGGCAUGACCAUGAGCUACCUGUUCAGAGAGCCGGCCACCAUAAACUACCCGUUUGAGAAGGGGCCCCUGUCGCCCCGUUUCCGCGGUGAGCACGCCCUGCGCAGGUACCCAUCUGGAGAGGAGCGCUGCAUCGCCUGCAAGCUGUGUGAAGCCAUCUGCCCUGCCCAGGCCAUCACCAUCGAGGCAGAGCCCCGAUCGGACGGCAGCAGGAGGACGACGCGCUACGACAUCGACAUGACCAAGUGUAUUUACUGUGGCUUCUGCCAGGAGGCCUGUCCUGUUGACGCCAUCGUGGAGGGCCCCAACUUUGAGUUUUCCACAGAGACUCAUGAGGAGCUGCUAUACAACAAAGAGAAACUGCUCAACAACGGAGACAAGUGGGAGGCUGAGAUCGCUGCCAACAUACAAGCUGAUUACCUCUAUCGAUAGACCGGCUGGCGCGCAGAUACACAUACACACGACCGACUGACCGACUGACCGACCGACUGACUGACUGACUGACUGACUGACUGACUGACUGACUGACUGACUGACCGACUGACCGACUGACCGACUGACCGUACUCUGUUGAUAACCAUGAAACGCACACAGAUGCGGUAUGACAGACUGGCACACACAUUGUAUAGAUAUCCGUCAGCCUCUUUGACACAGACACGCAUCCAUCCAUACUAUACAGUUGAUCCAGAUCAAUGGUUCACACCCAGAUGUGUUUCCAGAGAUCCAGACAGCACCGUUUAUCUAUACUGCAUAAAUAUUGAAUGUGAUUUGGAUGAAUGGGACAAAUAAACAGCAGGAACCCACAGCUCUCCAGAACCAGGUCUGUGUGGACCACUGUAUUAAUAAGCUCAGUUCACCCACAGACAGAAGCACCCUCAGUCUCCUGUACCGGCAGCCCGCCCACAGAUGCCUAUCCUGGGGCACAUUCAAUAGGGAUACGUUGUGGAAAUUUGCAGAAAGAAAUUACAUGAAUAGAGUUGACAUGAUUCUUUAUUCUACUUGUCAGAGAGGCAUGUUUGUUCUACGUACCAUAUUUCUAUCUGAACGUUCCACAAUGCUGUGCCCUACUGAACGCACCCCUGAUGUCUUUCCUUAACUGUACUGUUUAUCUGAUUCGAGGUAAGAUAUUGCCCCUAACCACAGAUCUAGGAUCAGAUUAAAGUAACCUUAACCAUUAGGGGCAAGGAAAUAAAUCUGACCAUGUGUUAGUGGUUAGGGACAACUACCUACUUUGUGUUCCAAAUGGCAUCUUACCUGCUAUAUGGUACACUACUUUUGACCAGGACCCAUAAGACUGGUCAAAAGUAAUGCACUAUUUAAGGAAGAGUGUGCCAUUUGGGACGUAGUCCUACUGUUUUAAGGGCAGAGUGUUAUCAUUUGGUCAGAAAGCGUUACACAACCAGUUGGCACAUGAUACUCAGGCUCGAUUAUAAUAUCCUCAAGCUAGUAGAUAUAUUAGCCUGCUGCAAACACGAAGUUAAAUGGGGGUUUGUCAUGAGAAUUGUACAAAGGUUAAAUACUUGUGGACUUCAAAUUAUGAAGAAUAAAUAUUGUUCUGUCCGAAGUUUUCAAA
Molecule: messenger RNA, 1850 nt
Organism: Salmo salar (Atlantic salmon)
Lineage: Eukaryota; Metazoa; Chordata; Actinopteri; Salmoniformes; Salmonidae
Product: NADH dehydrogenase [ubiquinone] iron-sulfur protein 8, mitochondrial-like
Biological process (GO): mitochondrial electron transport, NADH to ubiquinone; mitochondrial respiratory chain complex I assembly
Cellular component (GO): respiratory chain complex I; membrane
Molecular function (GO): NADH dehydrogenase activity; 4 iron, 4 sulfur cluster binding
Source: RefSeq, a predicted model, not a curated record